UUACAUAUAUUAAUUUAUUGUUAUUACAUAUUAAACAUUAAUUAGAAUUGAUGUAGAUAGUAUUGAAAGCUGAAGAUUAAUAAAAUAACUAUCCUAAAAUAACUAUUUCUAAAGUUUUCAUAGAUUGUAAUUUUAACCAAUCAGAACAUAUAUAACUAAAUUUUAGCAUAUCGUUACAAUAAAUAAUUGCUUACAAUGUCAGAUGACGAAGAUUUAGUUUAUGUUAAGAAACAAAAAACUGUUCAUUAUGGAUCGCUUGAAGAAGCAGAGCGUGCUAGAUUGGCCGCUGUGGCGGAAUCCUCUGAAGAAGAAAAAGAUACCACGACUUUGGGAGACAAUGUCAACACUGUUGUUACAUUGGCAAAUAUUCAUAUAUCAAAUGAAUAUAUGGAAUUGGAAGAUGAAAUGUCCAAAGAUAGACAAGCUCUCUUAGAAGAAUUUGAACGUAGAAAGAAAGCUCGUCAAAUCAAUGUAUCUACUGAUGAUUCAGAAGUAAAAAGAAAUUUAAGACAAUUAGGAGAGCCUAUUUGCUUAUUUGGUGAAGGUCCUGCAGAUAGGAGGACAAGAUUAAGAGAAUUAUUAGCUAAUUUAGGUGAAGAUGCAAUUAAGAAAAAACAUGAAGAAGAGGAAAAACCUUCUCAUCCAAUUGAAAGGGAUACAGAAACAACGUGGUAUCAUGAAGGACCAGAAUCUCUUCAAAUAGCACGUUCUUGGAUAGCUACAUAUUCAUUGCCUAGAGCAAAAGCUAGAUUGGACAAAGCAAGGCAGGAUUUAGAAUUGCCAACAGCCACACGUACAGCACGUCGUCAAGAACUUUUGAAAAAAUUGCAAGCAUUAACAAUUUAUUGUUCUCAAAUUGGAGAUACUAGACCAAUUUCUUUUUGUCAAUUCAGUCCAAAUUCCAAAGUGCUUGCUACAGCUUCAUGGUCAGGCUUAUGUAAAUUAUGGUCUGUACCUGACUGUACUUUGUUAAGAACACUUAAAGGACAUACUUGUAAUGUUGGCUGCAUUGUUUUUCAUCCAAAAGCUACUAUUAUUGAAGAAGUGGUAGGAGAAAGAACUGGACAGACUUGUGUAUUGGCAUCCUGUGCUUCAGAUGGAACUGUAAAAUUAUGGAGUGGUGGAUUUGGAGAGGAACCUCUAGCUGAAGUUGAAGGACAUGAACCACACAGAGUUUCAAGAUUAGCAUUUCAUCCAUCUGGUAGAUUUCUUGGAACAUGUUGUUAUGAUGCAUCUUGGAGACUUUGGGAUUUGGAACAACAAGCAGAAGUCUUACAUCAGGAAGGUCAUGCUAGAGCUGUACAUUGUAUUAGUUUUCAAGGUGAUGGCAGUGUAAGUGCCACAGGUGGUCACGAUUCUUUUGGUCGAGUAUGGGAUCUUCGUACAGGACGGUGCAUUAUGUUUAUGGAAGGCCACUUAAAAUCUAUUUUUGGCAUUGAUUUUUCUCCAAACGGAUUUCAUAUAGCAACAGCAAGUGAAGACAAUACUUGUAAAAUAUGGGAUUUACGAAAAAGAUCUUGUGUGUACACAAUACCGGCACAUACAAACCUUUUAUCAGAUGUAAAAUAUCAAAGGAUAGAAGGACAAUACCUAGUCACAGCAUCUUAUGACAAUACUGCUAAAAUAUGGUCGAACAAGACCUGGCAACCACUUAAAACAUUACCAGGUCACGAUGGUAAAGUUAUGUCUGUCGAUAUUUCUCCCGAUCAUAGAUUCAUUGGGACUAGUUCAUACGAUCGAACAUUUAAAUUAUGGGCACCCGAAAAUAUGUAAAAAGACUUCAUUGAAUAAAAAAUAUAAUUUUAAUUAAAGAAAAAUGUAUUUCAAGAAGGCAUUUUUGUACUAUAGGAAAAGUAAACAUAUAAAUAAUAAUAAACAUAUAUUCCUUUUAA
This is a messenger RNA of Apis laboriosa (Himalayan honeybee), 1892 nucleotides long. It is a transcript of the gene U4-U6-60K, whose product is annotated as U4/U6 small nuclear ribonucleoprotein Prp4. The transcript is spliced from 5 exons. Gene Ontology annotation, molecular function: U6 snRNA binding; U4 snRNA binding; protein binding. Lineage: Eukaryota; Metazoa; Arthropoda; Insecta; Hymenoptera; Apidae. Gene Ontology annotation, cellular component: U4/U6 x U5 tri-snRNP complex. Gene Ontology annotation, biological process: mRNA splicing, via spliceosome. The record is from RefSeq and is a predicted model, not a curated record. Bases 196 to 1773 code for a protein of 525 amino acids.